Molecule: messenger RNA, 6987 nt
Organism: Ictalurus punctatus (channel catfish)
Lineage: Eukaryota; Metazoa; Chordata; Actinopteri; Siluriformes; Ictaluridae
Gene: ubash3ba
Product: ubiquitin associated and SH3 domain containing Ba
Exons: 14
Coding region: 365-2323 (652 amino acids)
Molecular function (GO): protein binding
Source: RefSeq, a predicted model, not a curated record
CGCGAUGAGGAAGCGAGGCGAGCAGCACGGAGGCUAGAAUUCGCUUCGGAAAUGAUCGCGACUGUAUUUUCUUCUGACGCGUUUGGCUGCUGGGGGUCGAGACAGACACACACCACUUCCGCAGCAGUCAGCAAAAUCGCGCGUAUCAUAUAACUGACGCAAAAGUGACUCCCGAGCCGUGACCCCUUCCAUUUUUAUUAAUGAGUGUUUUUGCAAUGAUGGCUUGAGCUCUCCAUCAUCAGGAAGCCGGAUGCGCUCUUGAGAAUACAUCGUCUCUCCAGAACGCGCAGUUUCUCCAUCCAGAUCAGCGCGGACUAAUGCACGCUUGUUUCUCAGUCCGGUUAGUGUUGUGAUCCAGAUCUGAAUGUUCACCGUCUCCGGAGUCAUGGCAGAGAAAGAGGAGCAGCUUUACGCCAAAGUGACUCCACGCAGGCAGCGGCAGAACCGCGCAGGAACCCUGAAACACGGCUCGAGCCUGGACGUGCUGCUCAGCAUGGGCUUCCCCAAGACCCGGGCGCUGAAAGCACUGGUUUCGACCGGUGGCAGAAAUGUACAGGCAGCCUGUGACUGGUUAUUCUCUCAUGUGGAUGACCCGUUUCUUGAUGACCCCUUGCCAAGGGAGUUUGUGUUGUACCUACGCCCGAGCGGGCCAUUGCUCCAUCAGCUUUCUCAGUUCUGGCAGCAGAGUCGCGUCAUGUGUGGCAAGAACAAAGCUCAUAACAUCUUCCCACACAUCACGCUCUGCCAGUUCUUCAUGUGUACGGACGCUAAGGCCGAGGCACUGUGUGAGGCUUUGCAGACUGUCGUGGGACAGUGGCGAGGCCGUUUCCCCUCCCCCCUUCCGCUGGAGCUCUACAUCUCCUCCAACUUCAUUGGCCUCUUUGUCGACGAGAAGGUAGCUGAGGUGCUCAAGAGCUUUGCAGCUGACUUUGCCACCGAGGCUACUGCUAAAGCAGAUGUUCACGUUGAGCCACAUAAAAAGCAGCUUCAUGUAACUCUGGCCUAUCAUUUCCCAACCAAUCACCUUGCCUCAUUGGAAAAGCUGGCUAGGGGGGUGGACGUGUCUCUGGGCUGCGAUUGGCUCGCCGUUUUGUUCUCACGGGACAUCCGAUUUGCCAAUCACGAGACAUUGCGGGUGAUGUACCCGUACACUCCCCAGAACGAGGAUGAACUAGAACUGGUGCCUGGAGACUUCAUCUUCAUGUCUCCGGUGGAGCAGGGUAGUGCCAGUGAGGGAUGGGUUUACGGUACAUCUUUGGGCACUGGGCUUUCCGGCCUGCUGCCUGAGAACUACGUCAACCGAGCAGAUGAGUGUGACACAUGGGUGCUUCAUGGGUCCCAUUCUUUCCUCAACUGCACCUCCCCAACUGUAAGCAUUGGUGCAGUAGGCGGGCUUUUUUUUGAUGGACAGCUGGAUAGACGUCUCCUUGAUGACCAGAGCUCAGUGGAACAACACCCUUUGAGUGUCAUAGGUCAUCCGAUGCAGAUGUUGCAGACCAAUAGCCAGUCUCGAUUGCCCAAGAGAACACUGUUUGUGUGUCGUCAUGGUGAGAGGAUGGAUGUGGUGUUUGGAAAACAUUGGAUCACCCAGUGCUUUGAUGCCAAAGGUCGUUAUGUCCGAUCCAACCUCAAUAUGCCGGGUAGUCUUCCAGCACGGAGUGGAGGGUACAGGGAGUAUGAUAAGGACUGUCCUAUCACUGUGUUUGGAGCCACGCAGGCUCGAUUAGUGGGAGAGGCCCUGUUUGAGAGUCACACAGUUAUUGACUUUGUGUACUGCUCGCCCUCCUUGCGAUGUGUUCAGACAGCCCAUAAUAUCCUCCGAGGGCUUCAGCAGGAUGGGAAGACUAAAAUACGGGUCGAACCUGGACUGUUUGAGUGGACCAAAUGGGUAUCGGGUUCAUCCUUACCUGCCUGGAUUCCACCUACUGAACUGGCAGCUGCUAACUUAGUUGUGGACACAACCUACAGACCUCAUAUUCCCAUCAGCAAGCUGACUGUGUCAGAGUCGUACGACACUUACAUCACCCGCAGUUUCCAAGUGACGCGGGAAAUCCUAGCCGAGUGUAAAGCCCUGGGAAACACAGUGCUGAUAGUGGCCCACGCUUCGUCCUUAGAGGCCUGUACACGCCAGAUGCAGGGCCUCAGCCCACAGAACGCCAAAGACUUUGUGCAAGUGGUCCGAAAGAUCCCUUACUUGGGUUUCUGUGCCUGUGAAGAGAUGGGCGAGACUGGGGUAUGGCAACUUGUGGACCCACCCAUCCUCCCACUGACUCAUGGGCCCAAUCACAGCUUCAACUGGAGGGAAACUCUGCUGCAGGACUGAUAGGCUCCACCUUCUUUCGGUUAGCCCGCCUUUUAGCCCUUCUCUCCAAAGGCAGCUGAGAAUCACGCUGUCAUUCACGCUCUUCUUCCACUCAGUGGCGCUGGUGCACCAUUAGAUCUUACACAGAGCAAACACAAGCUUGCAUACAGCAGCCUCUCUGCUGUACUAUACCAUUCUGAUUCUGUACAUCUUUGUGUGUUGCAGCAAUGAUGUCUGUGUCCAUAAAUACACUCGUACAUUUAUGUCAUGCCCUUCUUACAGGGCAUGUUUACUGCUUGACUGUCAUGGAUUAGUGUGAAAGUUCAAGGCUGCUGUGUUCAUAAAGUAGCUGAUGACUUCCACGUGUUUCCCAUCUCAGCAAGAGCACGCUAGCUGCAUUGAAAGUACAUCAACCGACGCUUCCAAGAUGGCCACCCUCCUGAACAGCCUUGCACGCCCUCGUAAAACUGAUGCAGCAAAGGGAACAUGGCCGCCGCCAAACACACUGUGAGAAAAGCAAACAUGUUCAGCAUUUUGCACCAAGCUUCCAGGCUACUUUUCAAAUAUCUUGUCAACGGAAAUCAAGCACAAGAGACGAAACUCAAGCAUGACAAUCAGAGAUGAAAGAAGCUGACAUGUCUUCUCAGACACCGAGUUUGCCUCAGGAUGAAGUUGGUAUAGGGCUUAUUUUAGCAGUUCAUCACUUUUGCAUGAACAAUAUGAAUAAACCAAGGGUUCUCAAACUUUUUGCAGCCAGGGUCCCCUUUAACUAUAAAAUACAUGUCAUGCCUCCUCUGAGUUUAAUUCAACUAUUCAAAUAAGGUUAAUUAUUUAAAGAUAUACCUAAUAUUUUUUGCCUAUUUAUUACAGCCUUGGUGCUUUCUAUUCCUGAAACUUGCCUUUGAGUUAUUGACAUUUGGUCUAAACCCAUUUGAUACAAAUGACCAGUCAAAGAGGUUAAUAGCUAUAAGAACUCAAUUAUAAAUAUAAUGACUUUGAUAAUAAUGGGUUGUGAUUUCCAUCACUGCAACAAAGUUAAAAAUAAUAAUAAAAUCAUGGACCCCAGACACCAUUUGAGAACCAGUGGUUCAAACAGUCUCGUGAAAAAGUCUGAGUCGACCAUCAAGCACUGUUUUGAAUUCGUCAACAAUUAUAUUGAAACUGUUUGGGAAUUCAUCAUAAGAAAACCCUGUUCACACAUUUACUUCAGUAUAUAAAGUGAUGGACACUACACGGCCAGGAGUAUGUGGACCAUCACAUCCAUAUGUGGUUCUUCCCCAAACUGUAGCCACAAAGUUGAAUUUCCCUUCACUGGAACUAAGGGACCUGUUCCUGCAUGACAGUGUUCCUGUGCACAAAGCGAGCUCCAUGAAGACAAGGUUGGAGUGGAAGAACUCGAGUAGCCUGCACAAAGUCCUGACCUCAACCUCACUGAACACCUUUGGAACGAGUUGGAAUACUGACUGCACCCUGGGCCUCCUCACCCAAAAUCAGUGUCUGAUCUUACCAUUGCCCUUGUGGCUGAACGAACAUAAAUCCCCACAGCCAUGCUCCAAAAUCUAUUGGCAAACCUUUCCAGAAGAGUGGAUGUUAUUAUAACCACAGGCUAAAUCUGCUAAAAGGGUGCAACAAGCACAAAUGGGUGUGAUGGUCACGUGUCCACAUACUUUUGGCCAUGUAGUGUAUAUGAAGCAUUCAAACAGUCACUAUGUACACCCAGAACACACAGGGUUAAUUGUCUCUUAAUACCUUAACCUCAGUUUCCUCGAUUACUGUUCUCUAUACGUUAUACUUUAUUACACUUACAGCAUUCGGUUAAUAAGAACCUUUUGAUAAGUUAUAUAACACAUAAUAACGUAAUCCUGUCGGCUAAAUAUAAUUUGAAGUUCUGUUAAAAUGUUGAAAGCAAUUCUUGGUAACAGAAUCAGACUUUUUUUUUUUAACCUCACUAUAUCAUGGAAUGGAAAUUCUUGAUAAGUCCUUUACAAACAACAGGUCAUUCAGGAAGCCUUACUUUUUCGGAGAGGAACUUGGAAAGUAGUCCACACAAGUACACGUCUGUACAUAGUAGCACACGUCAAACUAUUUCAUGCUUUUCAUUCUCAGAUGACAAGCAUUUAAUUGCAUUUAUUUAUCUAUUCAUAGCAUAACUGCUAAGAAUUUUUCUGGUGCUUCAUAUAUAGUAUUCUUUUUGCUUUUCACUCAAGCAGAGGAAUGAAAGUGUAGCAAAUUUAAAACAUGCAGUCCCACUGCCCCAACCCAACCCAACCUCAUCACCAAAUCCCACUGUCCCUUAUUUGUGCUAUAAACAUAAGCCUUUGCAAGUCUUUUUCCUGAUCCGUUUGUGUAGUUUUGGGUCUUAUGCUAGUUUAAUUGUGAACAUCAGGUUGACCAACAUGCCAAGUCUACACGUUCUAUAUCACAUUUUAUGAUUUUUAACACAAAUUUUGUGAAUCUGUUUGAUGCUGUACCAAGUAUGGACUCAGUUUACUGGAUGGUUUUGCAUAAUUUGUCAAACUAAUUUUUAUAAUCAGAGGCAUGCAUUUUUAUCUUUGUUAUUAACCAUCCCUCAGUUGUGACGUGAGCCUCAAACUAAUUUUUUGUCUUCUAAAUGAUGUAAUGUCUUUUAAAUGAUGUUCACUUCUUCUUCCCAAUUAUACAGCUAAGAACUGAUUAUGUUCACACUUUAUUUAAAGUUCUUAAAACUUCCUGCUUCUAGUCGCAGUGACUUGAAAUGUUACUCUUUCUGAAGAAUUUGCUUCCUGUGAAGCUGUAUAUGUGAGUUUAAUGAAGUAUGUUUGAAUGUGUGUGUGUGUGUGUGUGUGUGAGAGAGAGAGAGAGAGAGAGAGAGAGAGUGAGAGAGAGAGAGAGAGAGAAAACGAAAGAGAGAUUGCUCUACUUGAGAUGAAAAUGCCACUUGAUGAACAUACAAUGCCAAAUUACAUAGUGAUCGUUCUUCCAAAAUGGCUGCAUUCACACAUCAUUCUCAUAUUGCUGUCGGUUAAAAAGAGGGUUAGAGGAAAAGCUAAUGGCUCCUUAAUGCUAAUAAGUCAACCAUGCACUUGAUCGUGAGAGAGGAUGACUCAGAAAUGACUAAGAUUCUGAGUAGUAUCCCCGGGUUUUACUGCUGUUUUAAUACACUCUUGUCAACUUCCCUUCGCAGUCACCCACAUCACACGAGUGGAAGCUCAAACUCUCAGUGUUUCCAUGAACAUAUUAACAUAUUAGCAUACUGCAAUUGGUGGGCAGUAUAACGUACAAAUAGACAAAUUUGCUUUAUAAAUUCCCAUCUGAAAGCAACAAUUCAAUGUUAGUUUUAAAAAAUUAAAUAUUAUGUAGCCGGGGUAUUCGACUAAAGUUUGUAAGGGUCGAGUUACUUACAAUUCCUUGAUAACUAAAAUGCUUACGAAGAUAACCAACAUGACAAAACAGUAAUGACAUUUACAAUUUAAUGCUUAUGUAUUAAUGAUUAGAUUACCACUUCUGAAACAAGCCAUUUCUUCAGCUAUCUAAUCAAACCAAAGACAGUAAAUAAAAUGAAACCUGUAUGAAAAUCUGUGAAAACUCUCCCCUUUUCUUUCCUAAUGGCUAUAGCCCACUAGCAGGUCUCUGGUCCGAUGAGCUACCUUCAGCUAAAUAAUUUACAUAAAUGUAUGUGAUUGGCUACAACACAGGAUCCGCUACAGAAGCCAUGCUGUUUAGAAAAAUAAAGUCACUAAACUAUAGCCAAGUGUAUCGGUUCUGCUACAGUAUUUUUCAAGUAUUCAGUUCGGUCUACUAAUAUAUUUCACUGGAUAUGCGUCCAGAUCAUGGCCCACCAGUUGAUGAUCCCUGCUCUAAUUUUGCUCAUGUAAACAGCUUUACUCAGCUUUUUGUUAACUUGUUAAUGUGAAACUUGUGUUUUUCGAAGUGGCCACAUAAUAUUCUUAGCUUAAGUUAAUAAACAUUCGUAAAAGUGGCAAAGAGAAAGCAGAAAAAGUCGACAAGUGUGGGUUCAAAACAGCAGUGGAACAGGAACUUGGUCCUAAAUAAAGCUUCACCUGUUUGGUCACAAUUUACUAUUUAAAUGAAGGAAAUUUCAGUGUGACUAGGUUUAUAACAGUGCUGAAUAAAAACUAUAGAAUUAAGAAGACAAACUGAAACAAACUUUACUGAAUAUUUUGACUGGGAAGUGAAAAAAUGAGGCGGUUGAACAAAAACAUAAGACCACAGAUAGGAAGCCUUUGUACAGAUGAGUAGUAAGUUGGUAAACCAGUAAUGGCAGGAAUAACAGAUAGCUGAUGGUGUCAUCAAUAACCAUGUGAGAUCAGUUCGACUGUUGUGUGUAAAUCAUAUAUUCAUAUUCAGUGACAUGCUGUUUAAGCUGCUAUUGUUACUCACGGUCAUUAAAGAGCAGCUUCUGACCAUGAGUCCACACGCCAGCUGAAGCAUGCAUGAAGACACACAGUUCACUCCUUACAGGUAAUUUCUUUACUUGAAGUAAGUACACACGAGUACACUGCAAGUUGUGUUCUGUGUAGUUAAAUUAUUACUUUGAUUCUUAUGCAUUCCAGGGAUGUGUUCCAGAAGAUUGUUAUAUUUUGCUGCAAAGGAUUAUCUCUGUAAAAUUCUUUCAGAUUAUUUUGCAAGUUAUCUGCUUAAAAGAUAUUAACAGUGUUUGAAAAAUAAAUGUUUUAUCACCAUGA